CUUGUUCCCGCUUGGCGGAUGAAUGAGUAGUCGGCGGAGCUUGUCCAGGAAGGGUCAGGGGAUUGUGGUGUAUCCGUGUCCAUCCGCCGCUCCCCAGUCAUGGAGCGUUCCGCCAUCCGCGCCCUUUGCCUCCUGCUCGCCCUGAUAUCCGCCGGCCGGGCCCAGGAGCUGGUGAACGAGGACGUGAAGCGCACCGUGGACCUCAGCAGCCACCUAGCCAAAGUGACGGCCGAGGUGAAGCUAGCCAACCCCGGACCCGCAGCCGCUCACUCCUUCCUGGUCGCCUUGGAGCCCGAGCUGGCCGGACACCUGGCCUUCCUGGGGGUGAAAACGGAGGACGAGGAAGUCGGCUACCUGGAAGUACAGGAGGCCAAAGUAAAAGGCAAGAGCGGAAAGCAAUUCUCGGUGCAGCUGCCGUCUUCUCUGUCUGCCGGAGCCAAGACCAAAGUCUUCAUCGAGGCGGUGUACACCCACAUCCUGCACCCCUACCCCACCCAGAUCACGCAGGCGGAGAAGCAGUUUGUAACCUUUGAAGGCAGCCAUUACUUCUACUCUCCUUACCGGACCACCACCCAAACCACACGCGUCAAGCUCGCCUCCCGCAACGUCGAGAGCUACACGAAGCUCGGCAACCCCUCCCGGUCAGAUGACACCAUCGAAUAUGGUCCCUUCAAGGAUAUCCCUGCGUGGAGCCACGAUGUCCUGAAGGUUCACUACGAGAACAAUAGCCCCUUCCUAACCAUCACCAGCAUGACCCGCCUCAUUGAAGUCUCCCAUUGGGGCAACAUCGCCGUGGAGGAGACCGUUGACUUAAAACACACUGGGGCCGAUUUGAAGGGACCCUUCUCCAGAUACGAUUACCAGAGGCAGCCGGACAGCGGCAUCUCCUCCGUCAAAUCCUUCAAGACCAUUCUGCCCGCCGCUGCCCAGGACGUGUACUACAGGGACGAAAUCGGCAACAUCUCCACCAGCCACCUGAUGAUCCUGGAAGACUCUGUGGAAAUGGAGAUCCGACCCAGAUUCCCUCUUUUCGGAGGGUGGAAAACCCAUUACAUGGUUGGAUAUAACCUGCCAAGUUACGAGUACCUGUACAACCUGGGUGACCAGUACGCUCUGAAGAUAAGGUUCAUUGAUCACGUAUUUGACGAGCAGAUCGUGGAUUCUCUGACUGUGAAAAUAAUCCUGCCUGAAGGAGCCAAAAAUAUCCAUGUAGAAAACCCCUACAACCUGAACAGGGCAGCUGAUGAGCUGCACUACACGUACCUAGACACCUUCGGACGGCCGGUCAUCGUCGCUCAUAAGAACAACCUGGUGGAGCAGCACAUACAGGACGUUGUGGUUCAUUACACAUUCAAUAAGAUCCUGAUGCUGCAGGAGCCUCUGCUGGUGGUGGGAGCCUUCUACAUCCUCUUCUUCACGGUCAUCCUCUACGUCAGGCUCGACUUCUCCAUCACUAAGGACCCAGCGGCUGAAGCCAGGAUGAAGGUUGCCUGCAUCACAGAGCAGAUCCUCACCCUGGUCAACAAGAGGCUCGGACUUUACCGUCACUAUGAUGAAGCUGUGAACAAAUACAAGCAGUCGCGGGACAUCUCCACCCUAAAUAGUGGCAAAAAAGCCAUGGAGACUGAGCACAAAAACCUAACGAAUGAGAUUACUUCACUGCAGGCCAAACUAAAGGCUGAAGGCUCUGACCUAUGUGAUAAGGUCGGAGAGAUCCAGAAGCUGGACAGUCAGGUGAAGGAGAUUGUGGUGAAAUCUUCCUCUGAAGCUGAACGUCUGGUUGCCGGGAAGCUGAAGAAGGACAGCUACAUUGAAAGCGAAAAGCAGCACGCCAGCAGACGCCAGGAGCUGGUCAUCAAGAUCGACAACAUUCUUGAUGCAUUGUAACUUCAUACUUUUGAGAUCAGGAGUGGACAAACCUCAGGAGCCAGACUGCAGCAGUGCCGGAGGACAUCGGUGCUCGCGCCUUCCUGCAGCCUCGCUGGUCUAACUCCUGAGUCCUGCCUUCUUUGUCCUCUCCUGCUUUAAGAAUUGUCAAGCUUGUGAGAUUAAGGCACAACGAGCCAACGCCAUGCUCUUAUCCUACCGAGUACUUAUAGUACCAUCUCCAUUUCCCCCGAGAGUCUUGUACUGCCAAACUGCGGGCAAUUCACUGCCUUUGUACCAUCCCCUCCCCCCUUGCGCCCUACUGUGGGGUAAGAUUGGCUGCUGAAUCCUUCAGUGGACCCAGGCAGGUCUAUAGAAAGUGAAAACUGAGAGCACCAGCUUUAAAAUACCGUUCUCAAGCAGUUUGCGCCUAAGAUUCUCCCAGGGGUUUAGAAUAAUUUUCUUGGUUGCGAAGUUUAAUAAUGUGGGGAAUAAAAAAAAAAAAAAAAAAACACUGGCCCUCUAGUUCAUAAAACAUUUUGAUUUCGUAAAAAUAUUUUUUCCCCAAAAAAUUCACCCCCAUUAUCUUCUGCAAAGCUCUGCACAGAAUAGAGCGGCGACCUUUAUGUUUUCUGUGUUUUCUACAUGCAGUGACCGAGCGAGCGGCACAUUUUCAUAUAAAAUCUCAGCCAAGUUUUUACACGUUAAUGAUUGUGAGGAAAACUGUAAAGUUUUGUUUCUCUGUUUGACCAAAAGGUAAUAAAGAAGGGAUUGUGGGUA
This is a messenger RNA of Bufo gargarizans (Asiatic toad), 2646 nucleotides long. It is a transcript of the gene RPN1, whose product is annotated as ribophorin I. Gene Ontology annotation, cellular component: membrane; oligosaccharyltransferase complex. Bases 100 to 1887 code for a protein of 595 amino acids. The transcript is spliced from 9 exons. The record is from RefSeq and is a predicted model, not a curated record. NCBI's taxonomy places the organism in Eukaryota, Metazoa, Chordata, Amphibia, Anura, Bufonidae.